GCUUCCUGCAGCGCGCCAGGGGGAAAUAUAAACAGCGGCGCCGGGCCAGGCUGGGGAUGCUGCCGCUGGACGGGCCGGGCCGGGGAGCUGAGGCAGCGCUCGGGGCUGAGAGUUGAAGAUGGCAGAGCUGGAAAGCACAGUCAUAAACACCAAUGUAAAACAGAAAGACCCCAGUACAUCACUGGUCAUUGCUGUGACCACCAGAGCCAUCUUCAACCUGGAGGAGGAGCACAAGCUCUACCUGGAGAAGGGCAAGGAGGAGUACACAAGGCACCAGCAGGCCAACCAGGACAAGCCCCUGCCACCAGGCACAGCAUUUGCCUUCAUCCAGGCAGUGCAGUAUGUUAACAAGAAGAUCCUGGAGAGCAAUCCAGCAGAGAGGGACCUCUUUGACAUCGUGGUGCUCUCCAACAACAGCCCAGAGAGCGGCGUGCGCAUCAUCAACAGCGCCAAGCACUACGACCUAGAGAUCUCCAAGUUCUGCUUUGUCAGUGAUGAGGACUCCACACAGUACCUGAAGUCCCACAGCGUCAAGCUGUUCCUCUCAGCUGACAGGACAGAUGUCUGCAACGCCCUCCGGAGAGGGGUCUCAGCGGCGCUCGUCUUCCAGCAAGAGGUGCAGGCCCCCAGCACUCCACUCCGCGUGGUGUUUGACGGGGAUGCCGUGCUCUUCUCCGACGAGACAGACCAGAUCUUCCAGGAGCAGGGCCUGGAGGGGGCAGUGCAGUACGAGUGGGCGAUGGAGUCCGUCCCCAUAGGAGAGGGUCCCCUGAAGGCUUUUGCCAUGCAUCUCGGGAAGAUGCGUAAGAAGUUUGGCCAGGAAGAAUCCCCCAUCCGCACCUACCUGGUGACAGCGCGCAGCGGCAGGGACAUGGGCGUCCGAGCCAUCAAGACGCUCCGGGAAUGGGGUCUGCCCAUCGACGAGGCUUUCUUCAUGGAUGGGGCUCCCAAAGGCCCCAUCCUCGCCCAGAUCCAGCCUCACAUUUUCUUUGAUGAUGGGCUUCAUAACAUCCAAGGGGCCCAGAAUGUGGGGGUACCCUCCGCCUGGGUCCCUUCCUGCUGCUGAUGGGCUGCAGGCCAGCAGUCCUCCCUCCCAGCAACACAGAGGACUGGGUCAGUUGGAGGUAAAACUUCUGGUGGAGAAGGAAAGAUCUCCUAACGUGCAGCAAGCAAAUCUCAGGGAAAGGGGACGAGAGCAUGGACUCCCAUGCAAAGCUUGAUUGGGUAUUUCUGCUCCUGAUAAGAGGUUCUCUACGUCUUAGGAUAAAGCCAAAAGACACAACUGCCCCAGGAUGGGAGGACACCUUUGUUGUGACACUGAGGACUACACCUACCUGCCAUGUAGGACCUGGGGACUUCUCUCAAAGAAAUUAGUGAAGCUAAUGCCUCACACACAAGCAGAAAGAAGCAAGAAAAAAUUGCUAGUUUUGGCUGUGCUCAGACAGUCUCCAAGAUUGAGCAACACAGGAAGGACAUCAGCCUGUUGAGCCGAGUCCAGAGGAGGCAGACCAAGAUGAUUAAAGGGAUAGAGCACCUCUCCUGUGAGGAAAGACUGAAAAAAUUUGUAUUGUUCAGCCUGGAAAAGAGAAGGCUUCAGGGUAACCUAACUACAGCCUUCCAGGACCUGAA
This is a messenger RNA of Onychostruthus taczanowskii (white-rumped snowfinch), 1629 nucleotides long. Its product is annotated as cytosolic 5'-nucleotidase 1A-like. Gene Ontology annotation, cellular component: cytoplasm; cytosol. The transcript is spliced from 7 exons. The record is from RefSeq and is a predicted model, not a curated record. Bases 119 to 1066 code for a protein of 315 amino acids. Lineage: Eukaryota; Metazoa; Chordata; Aves; Passeriformes; Passeridae. Gene Ontology annotation, molecular function: magnesium ion binding; 5'-nucleotidase activity; nucleotide binding. Gene Ontology annotation, biological process: nucleotide metabolic process; adenosine metabolic process.